UCAAUCGCUUGUUAUCCGCCUGCUCUCUGGUCUCCCUCCCGUCUGCUACUCAAUCCUGUGCAGGUCCAGAGCCUCUCGCUUUGCCCAUUAUACCCACCAUCGUCCACUGGAGACGAAACAAAAAACUACAGUAGCUUGCCACGCGCACACGAUUCCGGGUCUACAAACAUGGCUGACACAGGUCUCCCCGCCAAUUGGGAGGUUCGACACUCCAAUUCGAAGAACCUACCCUACUAUUUCAAUACGACCGACAAGGUCUCCCGCUGGGAACCUCCCCCAGGCACCGACACCGAAAAACUGAAGCGGUACAUGGCCACCCACCACUCGGCCGCCGUCGCACCUCCAGCCCCGCCAGGCCAGAUCCCCGAAGGGAAGAUUCGCGCCGCUCACCUGCUGGUCAAGCACGAAGACAGCCGCCGCCCUUCCUCAUGGCGCCAGGAACGCAUCGAACGUUCCAAGGACGAAGCUCGCUCCAUCCUCCGCGGCUACGAAGAGAAGAUUCGUUCCGGCCAGGCUUCCCUGGCCGAACUCGCUGUCACCGAAAGCGACUGUAGCAGUGCCCGUAAGGGUGGGGACCUCGGCUACUUUGGCAAGGGCGAUAUGCAGCGCGAGUUCGAGGAUGCGGCAUUUUCUCUCAAGGUCGGCGAGCUUUCUGGCAUUGUCGAGACUGCUAGCGGUGUCCAUUUGAUUGAGAGGCUGGAGUAGUUUGCGCAUCACCGACAGGGAACAGGAAGUGAAAAUGGCGAUAUCGGAUAUGAACUACAGAGAGGUGGCCGCCGUGUAUCACCAUGGCCAGGGAAAAGCGAGUAUAGGGAAAGCUAUCUU
Sodiomyces alkalinus F11 is the source of this 825-nucleotide messenger RNA. Its product is annotated as ppic-type ppiase domain-containing protein. Gene Ontology annotation, molecular function: protein binding; peptidyl-prolyl cis-trans isomerase activity. The transcript is spliced from 4 exons. NCBI's taxonomy places the organism in Eukaryota, Fungi, Ascomycota, Sordariomycetes, Glomerellales, Plectosphaerellaceae. Bases 169 to 705 code for a protein of 178 amino acids. The record is from RefSeq and is a predicted model, not a curated record. Gene Ontology annotation, cellular component: nucleus; cytosol.